Molecule: messenger RNA, 5722 nt
Organism: Gigantopelta aegis
Lineage: Eukaryota; Metazoa; Mollusca; Gastropoda; Neomphalida; Peltospiridae
Product: diisopropyl-fluorophosphatase-like
Exons: 5
Coding region: 92-1048 (318 amino acids)
Source: RefSeq, a predicted model, not a curated record
CAUGUUUGUAAUGUGUACUGUGAAUCCAAGGGACGUAUGCUGGUAUAUAUUGCCGUCGUUUGACUAAGUCGCAAAUCUCUAAGACCUAUUUAUGAGCAGCAUGGCCGCAUCGAAACAUCAGGAAGUGCAACUGGUUGAACCGCAAUUUUCGAAAAUCGUUGAAGGCCUUCGUGGAGCUGAAGGUCCAGUAUUUGACAACCAUGGACAAUUUUUCAUGGUUGCCCCAGAAGUAGAAAAAGAUGGAAAAUAUGCAGGACAAAUUCUAAAAGUUGAUUUGGAAACCGGAAAAACAACCAUAUUAUGUGAACCCUCGGUUGACGGUUUUGGAGGUAUUCCAGCUGGCUGCCAGUGUGACCAUGAGGGGAAUUUAUGGGUUGCAGAUAUGAGGCUUGGCAUCAUCAAAGUCACCCAAAAAGGGGAGAUGACUCAGAUAUGUACCAAAGACAGUGAAGGACGAACUAUGCAAGGAUGCAAUGACUGUGCAUUUGAUUACCAUGGCAACUUGUGGGUGACUGCACCAGCUGGAGAGAUAGCACCACACCCUUAUCGGAGGUCAAAUGAGGAACCAUUUGGUUCUAUCUAUUGUGUGACAAAUCAAGGGGUGGUUGUCAAAAUAGAUACCGGAUUUCUGUUUCCCAACGGCAUUGCUGUCCUGCAUGACGAUGAUGGGUGUCCCAAAACACUGAUUGUGGCAGAGACACCAACGAAACGUCUCUGGGGUUUCGAUAUUGUAGGAAGCGGCAGAGUGGAUAACAAACGAAUCUGGGGACAGUUGUCAGGUGACUUCCGCGGACCAGAUGGUAUAGAUUUCGACAAGCACAACAAUCUGCUCGUGACUUACCAAAGAAGCGGAAGUAUCGAGGUGUUUCCGCCAGGUGGAGGGUGGCCCGUCAAGUCCAUCAGGUGUCCAUUCACAUGUCCAAGCAACCUUCACUUCAGACCAGGCUCCAGGGACGUCUACGUCACUGAACAUCAGUAUGAUGGCUUGUGGAGAUUUGAAUGGGAAUGUGGAGGAAAACCACAGAUGUGCGACCUUGACAAUGCUUGAACAAAGACAUCGGCAGCCCAGCCCCCUUCCAAACUCUGAAGAUAUGCAUGCUCUCUCUCUCUCUCUCUCUCUCUCUCUCUCUCUCUCUCUCUCUCUCUCUCUCUCUCUCUCUCUCUCUCUCUCUCUCUCUCUCUCUCUGAAGGAGUAUAAAUAUAUUACCCCACCCUCAGGUUGUGGCAUCUUCCAACGUCUAUGCUUAAUGUUGGGAUUUAUUGAUUAUACCACAACUUAAACACAUCGGACGUCAGGCUGCUAAACUCUGAUGAUUAUGCAUUGCCUACCCCCCCCCCCCCCCCCAACCUGGCUGAAAGCAAAAUUAAAAUAUAACACCCACUCCCAGGUUGUUGGAACCUUAUUUGUUAAUUAGUUGAGUUUUCUUGUCGAUGAGCACAUGUGAUUUUUAACUGAUUCAACAAAUCAAUUUAAUUCCUAUUUUAGGAUUUUAGGUCUUAGUAGAUCUAACAAAAACCGAUGUCAGUACAAGUUCAGGUAACCUUUUAUUUGACCAGUUAAAACACCACAUUCAGAAUAACCUCGCAAUAACGGGUCACCUGAACACAAAGUUCGCCUAAAAAUGUGUACUGAGAAUGUCUAAAUCCAAUGUUCAAAGUGAACAAAUAAUCGGGAUCCAGUAUUUAGAAUCCGAAAUAUUUUAUACCUUGAACAUAUUAUAACCGUGACUGUUAUCUUCCUUGGUUAUUAUUUUGCUGUAGAACUACUUUGGGGAAUGCAGUCUGGGAGCAAUGAGGUCCAGCCUAAAUACAAAAAUGAAAGAGAGAUGAGCCGAGUUCCGAAGUGUUUAUUCCUGGUCAGUCAAGUGCGUUGUAUUUUACAUAGAAUACAUCUUGCAACAAUAUAAGAUGUGUACAUAAAAUCGAUUCAUACAUAUAUAUUAGAAAACGUAUUAAAACGUUUAAACAGUUAGGCAACUACAUUACGUGAAAUAAUGAUUAAACCAAAUGGCUUGUAUAACAAUGUAGAGGUAAAUAACUGUGUUUGUUGACUUCGUUUCUAAGUAUAAAAUACUGUUCAUUAUGAGAACAUUACAUAUAGUAACUACGGUAAUAUAUUAAUUAUGCAUAAUGGCUGUAUACACAGGUAACAGUAAAUAACUGUAUUAGUUAAAUUGUGUAUAUAUUGUUUCCAUGCAUAUUGCGUUUACUCCCGAAUGUACAUGUUAGUGACUAACGAUUUGUAAUAAUGAUCAAUAAAGUACAUAUUGCGCGUGUUCCUGUGGCGCCAACGACAUGUAAUAAAUAGCAUUUUACGGGAGUUACUGUGGCGCUAAUUACAUGUAGUACUGAUAUAUAAAUUAAUCAUCGCAGUAGCGUACUAUAUAUAUCUUGUGUGUCGAACGUGUUUACCUUUUUGGUAUUUGACAUUAUUUACACUUAUAUAAUUUCGCCUACAUUGAUCAGCUAGUUAGGUACAUGCACGUAAUACAUAUAAUAAACAGACAUUCACAUUUCUACCAAAUAUGUCAUUUAACAUUAUUCAUAUGUGCAUUAAAUAUAUCCGAAUGUAUAGAUUCAUGUAGAUAGCAAAUGUACAUAAUAACAUUGUAUGCAAUUAGGAUGGCCCACAGAUAUAUUGUAUAGUAGAUACCGGUAUGCACUAAGGUAAUCAAUACAUGUAAUAAACAUUUUAUAACAAACAUAGUUUAAAGGUACUUACCUAAAUACAAAAAUGAAAGAGAGAUGAGCCGAGUUCCGAAGUGUUUAUUCCUGGUCAGUCAAGUGUGUUGUAACUGGACACUGGUCUGUGCGUUAUUUUAUAGCACUCGGCUCAUAUCGUUACGUAUUAAUGUAUUUAGGUAUUUUAAUUAUUGUCAAGAUUAUUGCCGUAAUCAAUUUACUCUGGAUAAGACAUCUUUUGUCUACAGCGGUCCUUAAUCGGCGCAUACCCAUUAAUUGGAGCCGGCUCAUAUCGUUACGUAUUGAUAUACUUAGGUAUUUUAUUUAUUGUCAGGAUUAUUGCCGUAAUCAAUCUACUCGGCCCAAGACAUCUUUUGUCUCUUGCGCCGCCAGUCUGAAGGCACCUGUUAAUUGCAGUCGAACUGUCACAAUUUUAAAUAAUUAUAUGUCUGUUGUUAGAUUGGAUGGAUUGUAACUUGACGACUUUGGCGAUUAUAACUUACGUUGCUAGAGUUAAAUAUAUUUUAUUUUAAUCCGCUUAUGGCAUGUCCAAGCGAGGCGUUUCCCCCCCCUAUGACAAUAUCAUCGCUUACAUUGGCUGAUGUCAACUCUAUUAAUGGAAACCCAAUUUACAUUGGAUCCGAAAUAUUUUAUACAUUGACUACAUCAUCGCUUACAUUGGCUUAUGUCAGCUCUAUUAAUAGAAACCAAUUUACAUUGGAUCCGAUAUAUUUGAUACAUUGACGAUAUCAUCGCUUACAUUGGCUUAUAUGAGCUCUAUUAAUGGAAAUCAAGUUGCAUUAGAUCCCGGACAUAUCAUUGCUUACAGAAUAUUUUAUACUUUGGUGCUCUUAAGUAAACAUUUGUAUAUACAUUACUGUUUCUGUAUCUGUAUAUGUUUUUCUAGAUGCAAUCAAACCUGCCUUAAGCGGACACUCAUGAUGUAGGCAAAAAUGUGUUUCAAUGUUUACUGUAUGUACUGGUAUAUAAAUGAAUGUGUGCUCUUAUAGUAUAGUGUAAAUCAACUUUCUACUAUAUACACUUUUACCUAUUGCUUGACAUGGUGAAUAAUGGUUGAAAUGUAGACGGUGUCAUCAGAAGGCAACGGUAUUUUAACCCUCUUAGAAUAUUCAUACAUUUAUGUACAGUAGAACAUGAAUGAAUAAAUGUUUAAACGACCACCCAGUACAAAGGGAAAUCGGCAUUUAUAUGUCAACGGUGUAUAAAACAAUGAAAGCGAUAUAUUUUGCGAUCAAAACACAGUGUAUGGAACUGUGGUACAUUUUAUUCAGACAAACUCUACAUUGAACAGCAUACAAUAUAUAUUUCCCUUAUUGACAAAUAUCAACCCAUGCAAAGGGAGAAGACAUGGGUUGUUACAGUAAUUUUAUAUAUAAUUAUACACAUAUAAUGUAGUUACUACUUUAUAGGCAGACUUAAUUAAAAUCAGGGCAUAAACUUUGGCACGAACGAUUUGCACGAACGGUUAUGCAAAACCAAUAUCGCCCGUCGUUCGUGUGUGCAAAAACUAUAAUCGCUCGUCAGAAAAUGUAAACUGACGUGUUUUGGCUAAUAUAACUAUUUGUGGAAUAAAAUAAUAACAGAACAGGCCUAGCAUUGCAUGUGCAAUCUGGAUCGGAACGUUUAUUUGGGGAAUCCCCUUUUCGUUAUUAUUUUUUUUUUUUUUACAUCAUAUCGGGUUUUGAUUUACAAAUGACGUCACGACUUAUUACAGCCAUGGUAAAUUCAACAUUGGUGUAAAGUGUUUAAAAAACAAAGGAUUUAAAUCUUUAAAUCACUUAUUAAAAUCAAUUCUCAAACACAAUCCACCUAUCAAUAUUUGCAUUAAACUAUUCAAUACAUCAAUUAAACCAGUGUUGUUAUAUGGGAGUGAAAUUUGGGGACCACAAGUUCGUAACACAAAUUAUUUUACUCUUGAUGUAGAAAAAGUACACAUAAAAUUCUGUAAAUGGAUUUUGGGGUCAAUAAAUAUAGCAGUAAUGCUGCAGCAUUAGCAGAAUUAGGAAGAUUGCCAAUGACGUAUGAUAUAAUUAUUAAUGCCUUUAAAUAUGUAUUACAUAUCCAGACUUCAAACAACCCACUGUUAACUGCUGCGUUUAUUGAUAGCUCAAAGUCAGCUCAGAACAACAAACCGCCGUGGGUAGCUAAACUUAUUAAUGCUGCAAACCUAAUUGGAAUUCCUACGCAUCUAUCUUCAACUCCAGAAUUACCGACUGCAUGCACUUUAGGUGAAAUCGUAAUUAAAUGCGAGCAGUACUUUUUGCAGUAUAUUAUGACACAGCUAACAUCAAACAAAAAUUCCAACAAAUAUGGUAAUAAAAUGCGCACAUAUGACAUUCAAACAAAUUUCGAGUUCAUUUGAGUCCUAUUUAUUACAUACCAAAGACUAUGAAAGCAGAAAAGCUUUUAGUAGGCUUCGUUUGAGUUCACAUUCACUUAUGAUUGAAAAGGGAAGAUACAAGAAACCACCUGUCCCUGCGAAUGAGAGAUAUUGUCCCAACUGUCCCCUAGAAGUUGAAGACGAAUAUCAUUUCAUUAUGACGUGCCCUAUAUAUAAUGCUUUUAGAAAUGAUUUACAUCAUAAAAUAAUAAAACAAGAAUCACAUUUUUCUUUUUUGACUAAUAAUGAAAAAUUCUUAUUUCUUACAUGCAACAAUAUUCCGGAAUUAUGCCCUAUCAUUUGCAAUUUUGUAAAGAGAUGCUUUAAGUUGCGUGAAAGCAUAUGAGUUGGAAGUAAUUUCAAAUUGUUUGCAUUUCACGUCUGUAUAAACUAAUGGAGAAUGUACGAGGGUGUGUGGAUUCGUGAAAAAUAAUUCAUGAACGCCAUAGUUGAUGGUUUUUUAUGGCUCUACACUUCUGACAAUAUUUGCUUUUACCUAAAUAUUAAUACCACUAGUAAUAAGGCUUAAAUUAUAUAUGUAUUUGUUGAUUCAGAUGUUUGUUCAUGUAAUUAAUGUAUAUUUAUGUUACUGUUACUGCAGAUAAAUGUAUAUUAUAUUGUUAUUUUUGCUCUGCCCAU